Molecule: messenger RNA, 2745 nt
Organism: Sphenostylis stenocarpa
Lineage: Eukaryota; Viridiplantae; Streptophyta; Magnoliopsida; Fabales; Fabaceae
Source: the annotation of a GenBank genome assembly
AUGGUGCUGAAUUUUGUGUCUGAUUGGUCAUCUGACGUAAGUGCCAUUGCAGCUGCUGAUAAUCCUUUCAAGGGAAACCUAACGAGUCUCCCUAAGCCUGGUGGUGGCGAGUUUGGAAAGUUCUACAGCCUUCCGUCGCUCAAUGAUCCGAGAAUUGAUAGGUUACCAUACUCUAUCAGAAUUCUUCUUGAAUCUGCCAUUCGUAAUUGUGACAACUUCCAAGUUACUAAGGGAGAUGUUGAGAAGAUUAUUGACUGGGAAAACUCUUCUGUGAAGCAAGUUGAGAUUCCUUUCAAGCCUGCUCGUGUUCUACUGCAGGAUUUUACUGGAGUCCCUGCUGUUGUUGACCUGGCUUGCAUGCGUGAUGCUAUGAAUAAGCUUGGCAGUGAUUCUAAUAAGAUCAAUCCUCUGGUUCCUGUUGAUCUUGUCAUUGAUCAUUCAGUUCAAGUUGAUGUAGCAAGGUCAGAGAAUGCAGUGCAGGCCAAUAUGGAGCUUGAGUUCCAGAGAAACAAGGAGAGGUUUGCUUUUCUUAAGUGGGGGUCAAAUGCUUUCCGUAACAUGCUUGUUGUCCCUCCUGGUUCUGGUAUAGUACAUCAGGUCAAUCUUGAAUAUCUUGGACGUGUUGUAUUCAACAAUGAAGGCUUGCUCUAUCCUGACAGUGUUGUUGGGACUGAUUCACAUACAACAAUGAUUGAUGGGCUUGGAGUUGCUGGAUGGGGUGUUGGGGGUAUUGAAGCAGAGGCAGCAAUGCUUGGUCAGCCUAUGAGCAUGGUGUUACCCGGUGUUGUUGGGUUCAAGUUAUCUGGAAAAUUGCGCAAUGGAGUUACAGCAACUGACUUGGUUCUAACUGUGACACAAAUUCUUAGGAAACAUGGUGUUGUAGGGAAAUUUGUUGAAUUUUAUGGUGAUGGUAUGGGUGAGUUAUCAUUGGCCGAUAGGGCCACAAUUGCCAAUAUGUCUCCUGAGUAUGGUGCAACGAUGGGCUUCUUCCCUGUAGAUCACGUUACAUUACAAUACCUCAAGUUAACUGGAAGAAGUGAUGAGACUGUGGCAAUGAUAGAGGCCUAUCUCAGGGCAAACAAAUUGUUUAUUGACUAUAAUGAGCCUCAACCGGACAGAGUUUAUUCAUCCUAUCUUGAAUUGAACCUUGAUGAAGUUGAACCAUGCAUCUCGGGCCCCAAGAGACCUCAUGAUCGGGUGCCAUUGAAAGAAAUGAAGGCUGAUUGGCAUGCUUGUCUAGACAACAAAGUGGGAUUUAAGGGAUUUGCUAUACCAAAAGACGUACAAGGAAAAGUUGCAAAAUUUGAUUUUCAUGGGCAGCCAGCGGAGCUCAAGCAUGGAAGUGUUGUGAUUGCUGCAAUCACAAGCUGUACAAAUACGUCAAACCCAAGUGUUAUGCUUGGUGCUGGCCUCGUAGCAAAGAAGGCUCAUGAGUUAGGUUUGAAGGUUAAGCCAUGGGUGAAAACAAGUCUUGCUCCUGGAUCUGGAGUUGUUACAAAAUAUCUACUUCAGAGUGGCCUGCAAAAGUAUCUAAAUGAACAAGGUUUCAAUAUUGUUGGAUUUGGCUGUACCACAUGUAUUGGCAAUUCUGGAGAGCUGGACCAGUCGGUUGCUUCUGCUAUCUCUGAAAAUGAUAUUGUGGCUGCCGCUGUGUUGUCUGGAAACCGUAAUUUUGAGGGCCGAGUGCAUCCCUUGACCAGAGCUAACUACCUUGCCUCACCUCCUCUAGUUGUUGCUUAUGCUCUUGCUGGCACAGUUGACAUUGACUUCGAAAAGGAGCCAAUAGGGACAGGGAAGGAUGGAAAGAAUAUUUACUUGAGGGACAUAUGGCCAUCCACUCAAGAAAUUGCAGAUGCUGUUCAAUCCAGUGUGUUACCUGACAUGUUCCGAAGUACAUAUGAAGCUAUUACCAAAGGUAACACCAUGUGGAACCAACUACAAGUUCCUGCUGAGACCCUGUACUCAUGGGACCCCAAGUCAACAUAUAUUCAUGAACCUCCAUACUUCAAGGGCAUGACCAUGGAUCCUCCCGGAGCUCAUGGUGUGAAAGAUGCCUAUUGUCUGCUGAAUUUUGGUGACAGCAUAACAACUGAUCACAUUUCUCCAGCUGGAAACAUUAACAAGGACAGUCCUGCUGCAAAAUAUCUUCUGGAGCGAGGGGUAGAACAAAAGGACUUCAAUUCUUAUGGAAGUCGUCGUGGCAAUGAUGAAGUGAUGGCAAGGGGAACUUUUGCAAACAUUCGGCUUGUUAACAAGCUCUUGAAUGGGGAGGUUGGUCCGAAGACAGUUCACAUUCCCACUGGGGAGAAGCUUUAUGUGUUUGAUGCAGCGCAGAGAUACAAGGCUGAGGGGAAGGACACCAUUGUUCUUGCUGGAGCUGAGUAUGGUAGUGGAAGUUCCAGAGAUUGGGCCGCCAAGGGUCCCAUGCUAUUGGGUGUCAAAGCUGUGAUAGCUAAAAGUUUUGAGAGAAUUCAUCGUAGUAAUUUGGUAGGAAUGGGUAUUAUUCCUCUUUGCUUUAAAUCUGGUGAAGACGCUGACACAUUGGGAUUGACCGGUCACGAACGCUAUUCUAUUGACCUCCCAAGUAAAAUCAGCGAGAUAAGGCCUGGCCAAGAUGUCACUGUAACAACUGAUACUGGAAAAUCUUUCACCUGCACAGUUCGCUUCGACACAGAGGUGGAACUUGCUUACUUUAACAAUGGGGGCAUACUUCCGUAUGUGAUCAGGAACCUCAUUAAGCAGUGA